Ooceraea biroi (clonal raider ant) is the source of this 960-nucleotide messenger RNA. Its product is annotated as alpha-catulin-like. Gene Ontology annotation, biological process: cell adhesion; Rho protein signal transduction. NCBI's taxonomy places the organism in Eukaryota, Metazoa, Arthropoda, Insecta, Hymenoptera, Formicidae. The record is from RefSeq and is a predicted model, not a curated record. Gene Ontology annotation, molecular function: actin filament binding.
CGUUCAAAUUGGAGGAUGCAGCAGCCUGACGAUCGAUUUUGCAUUACGGUUGCAGGCUCGGCGAUCGAGAAGUUAUGCGAAUGUGCCUUGGGGGACAGCCUGGCCGACCGAGGCUCCGUCGUGAGAGCUGCCAGAUGUCUUCUGGGCUCGGUGACGAAGGUUCUCCUCCUGGCGGACAUCGUCGUGGUCAAUCAACUGCUCCACGCCAAGGAUAAGGUCGCCCGCAGUCUCGGCCGGCUCGAGAGCGUCUCGAAUUUCACCGAAUUCGUCAAGGCGUUCAGCCAAUUUGGAGGCGAGAUGGUCGAGCUGGCGCAUCUAACGGGUGAUCGUCAGAACGAUCUCAAAGACGAGAGGCGACGCGCGCAGAUGGCCGCGGCUCGACAGGUCCUGGAGAGGAGUACCAUGAUGUUGCUCACGUCCAGCAAGACGUGCUUGAGGCAUCCCGAAUGCCCGUCCGCGAAGGAGAACAGAGACACCGUUUUUUGCCAGAUGAGAAGAGCGAUGGAUCUGAUACAUUACGUCGUGAAGGAUGGUGUGCUGGACUGCAGCGAGUCGCAAUCCUACUCGAAUUCGCAGAGCCCGCAGCAGGAAGACUGGGACAGCAGUACCGUUUGCUCGGCAUUGAAACACUUUGAGAGGCUCGUUGAAACAACGAGGAUGACUUUACUGGAACCGGGCUGCCGCGGGACACUCACGUCCGCGCUCGAAACGGUGGUCGAGAGGACGCAAGACUUCACCGACAGCGCCUACACGAGUCACGAGCAUAGAGAGAACAUCCUCCUACUUUGCGACCGCGCGAAACUGGAGCUCAACACACUAUUACGGAUCGGCAAUAGUAUGGUCAGUCGAACUCUCGAUUUAUCUCGUAAGGAAAGUACGUUAUUCAAUAAGCACGCGCGGGAAACACGAUUUGCAGAGACAAUAUCUUAUUAGGGGUGUGAUUUAGUUUUGAGGGUUUUU